Molecule: messenger RNA, 2700 nt
Organism: Anopheles maculipalpis
Lineage: Eukaryota; Metazoa; Arthropoda; Insecta; Diptera; Culicidae
Exons: 1
Coding region: 26-2608 (860 amino acids)
Biological process (GO): adenylate cyclase-activating adrenergic receptor signaling pathway
Cellular component (GO): membrane
Molecular function (GO): dopamine neurotransmitter receptor activity, coupled via Gi/Go; G protein-coupled receptor activity
Source: RefSeq, a predicted model, not a curated record
ACAGGGGCAGUGAAACCGGUGCACAAUGUUAGCCAUCGACUGUCUGGUUGGCGGUCUGCUGCUCGGUUCGCUCGGCGUGAACACGCUGGCACUCGGUGCGUUCUGGACGACACCAAGUCUGCGGACCACCGCCAACCGGUUCGUGAUCAACCUGCUGAUAGUGAAUCUCGUCUGCUGCUUCAUACUCGGCCCAUCACUCUUCCUAAAUGCAUUCACCGGUAAGACACCGGUGCCGACGCCACUGCCGGCUGCGGUCGAACUAUCACCGUCCACACCGGCGGCACAUUACGACCCGACGGGUGGAGAGUAUGGUACGAGCACUGCUGCGGCAGCAAUAGUACAGCGUAGCGAUACGGUAACACCGACAAGUUCUCAGCCCAAUCGGACACGGAUAGUGCGGUGCCCGAAAAAUGGCACGAUGGGAAGUGUUGAGGAUGGUGGUGCAAGUAAUUGUGAUAGGACGGGUGAUGAUGGUGGAGGAGGAGGAGGAGGAGGAGGCGGCAGCAGAGCAGAUGAGGAGGACGAAACGCCCUUCAUCCGCACAAGUCCCGUCCAUCCGGGACCGACGGAUGCGCUGCAUCCCAAUCUAACCCUCACGAAGAUACGCUGCUGGGGGUUAGAUCUGGUGGUGGCGCUUGGAGCUCUCUCGGUACUGCUGGUGGUCGGUGACACCUGGUGUGCCAUAACCGAUCCACUGCGCUACCAUUCCCGCAUAUCGGAGCUGAAGGCGUGGGCCUUCAUCAUCGCCAGCUGGGCGCUGGGGAUCGCGUUCGGUAUUGCGUCCGGCUUCCGGGGUGAUCAGAAGUACGUCACCCUGUUCAAGAACCGGCUCACGGCGGAAGAGGUGGCCGCCAUCGAAUCUAGUCAUUGGGCUCGCAACCACACCGGCACGAACGGUGCCGCGACCGGUUUGCCCAGCACGGAGGGUUUCAUCAACCAUCUGAACAUCUCGGAGGAUCUGUACAACACGAUCUUUUCGUACGCGUACUUCGUGAUCGUCAUACUGAUCCCGUUCGCGCUCGUGUGCGCCAUGUACUGGCGGAUAUUCUCGGAGGCGCGUGAAAGUGGACAACGGAUGCGACAGAACGGAUCGUCGCCACUGUUGCAGAGUGCGCUCAAUCUCGUCUCGGCCCAGAAGCAUGCUGCGGUCGAGAAGCAACAGAUGCUGGAGCAAGGCCAACAGCAACCGCCCCAUCCGGUGAUACAACCGAUGCCAAGCAUUCCCGAACGACCAGGUGAGAAGGGUGAUUGCGAAGGGCUAACCAUGAAGAUCGACAAACAGAUCCACUACGAGGAUGAAACGAUCACGAUCAGCAGUAUACCGCAUCACCAUCACCAUCAGCAGAGGGAUUCGUGCUUGAAGCCACUGCUGCAACAAUCGCCAGUUCCAACGCCGACGCACAAACCAACGGCACAGCAGCAAGCGCAACAGCUCGAUGUCGCACUAGAUCGGCCCGAUCGAAGUCCGCAGGUGGUACAGAUCGCAACGCCAACAUCUGCCGCCAUAGCAGCACUACCGAGCGUGCUCAAGUCUCCGCUGCGACACGAUCGCAACCAUAACAGUAUUCUGAUGCAGCAGCUCCCGGCGGAGAGUAGUGCGAGUGGUCCGAUCCCAACGCAUCCGGGUUCGCCCGCGACCGGGCUCGGUAAGGUGCGCCGUAACCAUAGUGCGGGUCGGUUGGUAAGCUUCAGCCAGGAGGAACCGUCCGAAGUACCGAUCGGUGGGCUGCGGCAGGUUCAUUCGACACCCAACUUCCAAAAGUUCAGUGCCGCCGAGUUCGAAAGUCUCGGCACGCACCACAUCCUAUCGCUGCCGGCCGUACACGUACCUCCCAAGGCGCUCAGCUACAUGACAUCCAUCCGGCACCGGUUGUCGAACGCGUCGUCACUGUUCAAGUACCGGGAGGAGUCGCGCGCCGCCCGGAUAAGCAUCCUGGUGAUCAUUAUGUUCCUGGUGUCGUACCUACCGUACGGCAUAUUGGUGCUGAUGCAGGGUCACGUCGAUCUGAUCAUCGUGUCCGACCAAGCGCUGCUGGCGAUCUUUACCGUGGUGAUCGCGAACCUUAGCUCACCGUUCAUCUUUGCCUACCGCAACAAGCGUGUGCGGCGCGGUGUGAAGCGACUGCUCGGCAUCGACAAGAAGACGAACGAGCGGCUCCAGAAGCUGACCACCAGCAACACACACUUCAACAACCAUCCAGCGGUGCAGCAGCAGCAGCAGCACCAGCAGCAUCUCGGUAACUACGGUGCCAACAUCACGCUGGCCAAUUCCGUCGGCCAGGAGGAUGAGGUGCCGGAGGGAGUUACCGGUGGCGGUCACAAGUCAUCGCACAAGGUGCGCAUCGCCGGGGCCGCCGGCCCCGUUGUCGGUGGCGGGCUGACGCGCAGCAAUAGUUCGUGCAAGUAUCUCACGCCAAAUCACGCGGCGGCCGUGGCCGUGGCGAACGGGUACAUAGUUGAGUUCGAGCGGUAUCCCUCCGACGAGCUCAAUAGUCUCUGCAUACAGAAGAAAUCGAUACUGAAACGGGUCUGUGAUAGUUCGCGUAAGUGGGGCUGCAACUUUGCCACCAAUUCCUGCACGAGCAACGACGAGCAGACGGAGGUAUAGCUAUAAAGGGAGCUCCUGAUAUAAUACAGCGGGAGCCUUUGCGGUCAGUAAGAGGUUAGGUUAGAUAGUAUGUGCACGGGUGCCAAAAACCA